Molecule: messenger RNA, 1638 nt
Organism: Geodia barretti
Lineage: Eukaryota; Metazoa; Porifera; Demospongiae; Tetractinellida; Geodiidae
Source: the annotation of a GenBank genome assembly
CAGGUAUUCAACGACCCAGUUCAUGGUCACAUUGAACUUCAUCCACUGAUGGUAAAGUUCAUUGACACUCCCCAGUUCCAGAGACUUCGCUAUAUCAAGCAACUCGGUGGGUACCUGGUGGCUGUUACUAUGUAUUCCCUGGGGCAUCACACAAUCGGUUUGAACACUCCAUUGGGACAUGGUCCGUUUUCUCACCUGUUUGAUGGAAAGUUUAUUCCAAAGGUGUUGCCUGAAAGCAAAUGGAAGCAUGAAGUUGCCUCAGAGAUGAUGCUGGAUCACCUCAUAGAGGAGAAUGGUCUGAUGGAGGAGAUGAGGAAAUAUGGUCUGGACGAGAAUGACGUGAUCUUCAUUAAGGAGCUGAUUGUAGGGCCUGCCAAGAAUGCAGAUGAAACUCCCACAACUCCCACACGACAUGAUUGGGAAUACAAAGGAAGACCAGUGUCGAAGAGCUUUCUCUAUGAGAUCGUAGCCAACAAGGGGACAGGAGUAGACGUGGACAAGUGGGACUACUUUGCCCGGGACUGCCACCAUCUUGGAAUUCCCAACAGCUUUGACCUGUGGAGAUACAUGACAUUUGUGAGGGUCAUUGAAGUCGAUAUGACCUAUGAGGAUCAGGUCGUCCAUCGAAGACGGCAAAUCUGCACCAGAAACAAGGAGGUGAACAAUAUCUAUGAGAUGUUCCACACUCGCAGCAUGCUGCACAGGAAGGCCUACCAGCACAAGACCAUCAACAUCAUUGAAGAAAUGAUAACAGAAGCUCUGGUGGCUGCAGAUGAUCAUCUCUUGAUUCCUGGGAAGGAUGGAGAGAAAGUAAAAAUGUCAAGAGCUAUUAAGGACCCUGUUGCUUUCACCAGACUCACUGACCAAGUGCUGCAGCAGAUACAGCUCUCCGAUGAUCCAAACCUCCAACAAGCCAAAGACAUUCUGGCAAAAGUGGAGAAGCGGAGACUGUACAAACAUGUGGGACAGACACAAGCACAGAAACCUUUGACUAAAGCAGACGGGGCAAGGAUAUGCUCCGAGAUGAUAAACAGCCUCAGUCCAGAUGAUCUAGAGCGAGACGGUCUCCCAUCACUCUCUGAAGAGGACAUAAUAGUGCUGAUUGCUACAUUUGACUAUGGUAAGAAGGCAGAGAACCCAAUUGAUCAAGCUCGCUUCUACACAAAAGAGAAUCCAGACAAGGCCGAGAAAGUUUGCAAAGACCAGGUGUCCCAGAUGCUGCCUCCCAUAUUUAGGGAGCAGCAGAUACGAGUCGUCUGUCGGAAAGAUGACAAGCCCAGCCUCGAUGCAGCUUUGAAGUAUUUUGAAAAGUGGUGCAGUACAGCUACUCCCACGGAUUUCACGUAUCUGACUGUACCUAUGUAUGAUGAACCGUCUGAACUCCUCACAAGUCACUACUCGAGGUGUCGGCAGUUUAUCAAACAGGCUCACUCUGACGGCGGAACUGUACUAGUGCACUGUAAUGCAGGGAUCUCUCGAUCCUCCACGGUGGCUCUGGCCUAUGUGAUAGAAACCGAGAGGGUCUCCCUGGAACUGGCAUACGACAGACUGAAGAAGAGUAGACCAGCCAUUCAGCCCAACCCUGGAUUCAUGAGUCAACUGGCAGACUUUCAGGAGCGCCUCGAAAUACAACAAUGA